AUGUUGCUUGUUAAGACGGCGAGUCUAGUUUUAACUAUAAUUUUUUCUCAAAGCCUUUGCUGUACAAUGAUCUACCUACUUUAUGCAGUUUUUUGUUCGAAAAGGAUUGCGUUCAGGCCGAGCUUGUCCAUCUUUUAUUGCAGAUUCAUUAUCGAUGUGUUUCUCACAUUAAGUGUGUCAAUCAAUAAGGCCUACUUUCUCGUGAUUUCACUAUUCAACCAGUAUGCUGUCAAAAAUCUAGCUCUCAUUUUAAUAAUUCCAUCUUUAAUGAUUGCAACAAUGCGAUAUACUCUUGGAUUUCUGAUUACAUUCGACAGACUUUUGGCUAUAUACUUUCCGAUUUCCUAUCAUCUACACAGACAGAAAGUUUCUAUAUAUUUCAUUAUUUUCAUUUUAAUAUUCUCAGCCGCAUUCAAUCAAUACGUAUUAUUUGGAUAUUGCGGCAACUCCAUAGAUGUGCCAUUAGAAUGCGAUGACUUCAAGUGCACUGUGAAUUCAUGUUAUUACAAUUACUAUCUGACUCAAGAACAGAUUGUUCAUUUUGUUAUCGGAGCCAUGACUGUUAUUUUAUGUGCUCGGUUAUUCAUAAUGUACCUCACUGCCAAAUCUGAAGUCACCAAGUUUCUGUCACAAGCGACACGAGUUGCACUCCUGGACUCGCUUACAAUUUUUACAUUCUUCAUUCUCCCAUCAUUUGCCUAUGCUCAAUUUCCUGCAACCGAUUUCGAAAUAUUUGGUCCUUUGUUAGCACUGUUCAAACGUGUCGGAGCACUGAUUGAAGCCGUGUUCAUAUGUAGAAUUUUUCUGCGUGAGAAAAAUACAGCUCCUAACACUAUUUCACCCAUGUCUUGA
Molecule: messenger RNA, 852 nt
Organism: Caenorhabditis elegans
Lineage: Eukaryota; Metazoa; Nematoda; Chromadorea; Rhabditida; Rhabditidae
Gene: srbc-49
Product: G-protein coupled receptors family 1 profile domain-containing protein
Exons: 3
Coding region: 1-852 (283 amino acids)
Biological process (GO): signal transduction; G protein-coupled receptor signaling pathway
Cellular component (GO): membrane
Molecular function (GO): G protein-coupled receptor activity
Source: RefSeq, marked reviewed